This is a messenger RNA of Dichomitus squalens LYAD-421 SS1, 1035 nucleotides long. RefSeq names its product NAD(P)-binding protein. Bases 1 to 1035 code for a protein of 344 amino acids. The transcript is spliced from 8 exons. The record is from RefSeq and is a predicted model, not a curated record. Lineage: Eukaryota; Fungi; Basidiomycota; Agaricomycetes; Polyporales; Polyporaceae.
AUGACUUCGACCUGGAACCAAUACUUUCCGCCGAAGCCUGAGUGGUCGAUAGACGACGUUCCGGAUCAGUCUGGCAAGGUGUUUCUAGUGACCGGGGGAAAUACUGGCCUGGGGUUCGCAACAGCGAAGGUGCUGCUGGCGCGCAACGCCAGAGUGUAUAUCACUAGCCGGGAUAGGGACAAGGGGAGGCGGGCAGUCGACGAGCUGAGGAAGAUAUCCGAGGCGAUACGUGUCCUGCACCUUGACCUGUCGGACUUGUAUUCGGUGCGAAGGGCGGCAGACGAGUUCAUGAGCAAGGAACACCAGCUGCAUGUCCUCAUCAACAACGCCGGGAUCAUGAGCUCGCCAAUAGUGUUGCUCACGAGACAGAGAUACGACCUUCAGUUUGGGGUCAACGUUCUCGGUCAUUUCUAUCUCACGCAACUGCUGCUGCCGGUGCUGCUCGCUACCGCUAGAGCGACGGGACAGAAGGUCCGCGUGAUUAACUACUCUUCCUUAUUUGGUCCGGAUGCCCGUAUAGACUACACAACGCUCAUGGAUGGCCCCGUACGGAGAAAAUGCUCGCCUGCACAGCUCUAUAGGCAAUCCAAGCUGGCCAACCUGCUCUUCGCACUCGGGCUUGCAGAGCAAUAUGGCGAGCAGGGAAUCGUCUCGAGUGCAAUCAACCCGGGGAAUGUCCAUACAGGCCUCUCGCGACACACGGGAGCUGUUACUGCAUCAAUAUGGGACAUGUUCUCGCACAGUGUUUCGAAAGGCAUACUGACGCCGUUAUUCGCCGCGACCUCUCCCAAAGCAGAUCUGCUUAACGGUAAACUCCUCAUUCCAUGGGCGCGACUAGGACAGGUCCCGGCGAGCGUCCUUGAGCGUUGCGCUCAGGAGAAUCUCUGGGAUUGGCUCGAAGCCCAGACCGACUGCUUUGAGCGAAUGAACCACGCCAAGUCGGACUCGACUGUGUUCCUCGAACAUGGCAUUGACAACGUCUCUGUAGUUUCCGUUCAUUCCAAAGUGGCUGAGAACGAGGCCUUGUUAAUCUGA